Molecule: messenger RNA, 390 nt
Organism: Podarcis lilfordi (Lilford's wall lizard)
Lineage: Eukaryota; Metazoa; Chordata; Lepidosauria; Squamata; Lacertidae
Source: the annotation of a GenBank genome assembly
AUGGAGGCUCGCAUUACCUUGGCAGACAAUGGCCCGGGCCGCCGCUGCUGCUCCUACUCGUGCCGUCGUCGGGGGAUCCGCCACCAUCGCUUUUCAGGGGGCGAUGGCCUCGUCGGCGGCGCCAGAACCCGCCGCGGCUGCUCCCAUUGCGCGCCGCUUCCGCCGCGGCGGCCCGGCGCGCCUCCCCGCCCCCAGGUGCGGCUCCCUCCGCUCUUCUCGCCGGGAACGAGGCCGGUGCUGGAGGCCUGGCGGCGGGGCGCGCGGCUUCCCUCGGCUCUCCCCGACGGCAGCAGGGAAGGGAGAGCAGAAGUCCGGGAAAGGGCGGGUGGCGACGCCGCCGCCAACGCCGCUUCCGCCGGCCUCCCUCCUCCCUCUUUUGCGCGCGGGUGA